Molecule: messenger RNA, 5302 nt
Organism: Morone saxatilis (striped sea-bass)
Lineage: Eukaryota; Metazoa; Chordata; Actinopteri; Moronidae
Gene: il16
Product: interleukin 16
Exons: 20
Coding region: 141-3812 (1223 amino acids)
Biological process (GO): leukocyte chemotaxis; induction of positive chemotaxis
Molecular function (GO): CD4 receptor binding; cytokine activity
Source: RefSeq, a predicted model, not a curated record
UCCCAGAGGUGAAUGAGGAGCGAUGCUGGGAAACAGAGAAGACCAAGCAGAGCCCACCAGGACAGGUGGCCAACAAUAGGACACGCUCCAAUUCAACCAGUGUUCAUCCUUACUGGAUUGGGGAUCUGGACAGCAUCAUAAUGAAGACUCCAGAGCUGUACACAGGUCAUCCUCACGGGAAUAGUGGUUUAUAUGGAAACAGGAAGUCUCUGUCCCAGCAGCUGGAGUUUCCUCACACCACCUCACAACCUGUGCACCGUCCCUCCCGUUCCCUCAGCUCUGCCCAGCUGGUACACUCGAGCAGCAACGUGCAAGCCUUCAUAAUCUGUAACAUUGUGCUGAUGAAGGGCCAGGGCAAGGGUCUGGGCUUUAGUAUAGUGGGAGGGAAGGAUAGCAUGUAUGGACCAAUGGGGAUCUACGUCAAGACCAUUUUCCCUGGAGGGGCAGCAGCUGCUGAUGGACGGCUGCAGGAAGGUGAUGAGAUCCUGGAGCUGAAUGGAGAGUCUCUACAUGGUCUGACUCAUGAUGAGGCCCUGCACAAGUUCAAACUAAUCAAAAAGGGCCUGCUGACCCUGGUGGUGAGGACCAGCCUGCGUGUGGGGGCUCUGUGCGGUCAGGCUCAGAUAGCUCAACUGUGCAGGUCGCGCUCUCUCAGCUCAACUACAGGCAUGGCCAGGAUCAGUGCUGACAUGGGAGACUACAACUACCUGAACAACAACUGCAGUAACACACUGAGCAUCCCGGGUCAGCCUGCUAAACCCAGAGACCGCAUCAUGAUGGAGAUUAUCCUGCAGAAAGAGGCUGGUGUUGGUCUGGGUAUCGGACUGUGCUGUGUUCCAUCUGGUGACGGAUGCCCCGGGAUCUACAUCCACACCCUUUCUCCUGGAUCCGUAGCACACAUGGAUGGUAGACUCCGGUGUGGGGAUGAGAUCAUGGAGAUCAACGACACUGUGGUUUACAACAUGGCGCUGAAUGACGUCUACACAGUCUUGAGCCAGUGCACUCCGGGUCCAGUCCACAUCAUCAUCAGUCGACACCCUGACCCCAAAGUAUCAGAGCAGCAGCUGAAUGAUGCUAUCGCUCAGGCAGUGGAGAACAGCAAACUGAGGAAGGAUAAGAGCCAGUGGAGUAUUGAUGGCUUGCGUAGACUGGAGUCUUGCGUUCACAGCCGGCAGAGGUGUGAGCGUUGUCUGGAGAGGAAUUUUAGUCAGCUGACGGUGCGACGGGUGCAGAAGACCAUGACCCGCUCCUGCAGCGACAACACCAACAGUCACCACCACAACCGCUGCCUCACCAUCCACAACCUCCACCACGCACACCACAACCCAUCAGCCCGUGUCCACAGCCUAGACACACCCAAGUCCAUGAAGGAGACAUGGUCUGACAACAGACUGUCAGUGCCCGUGUAUCCUGAUGAAGACUAUAACGUCCCGUACAACUCUCCUGCUGCCAACCUGUCCAGUCAGCAAGGCCUGGAUCUAACCUUCAGGGCCAACAAGUCCAGCUGCAGGGUGCGCGCUGCUCCACGUCGGUACUGCUGGCCUCAGGAUGUGACCAGUGAGGAGGGUUAUAAUGGAGACUCCAGCGGCUCCAGUAGAGGAUCCCCAGUUAGAGAUGAAGGACUGGAGCACUCGUCACACAGCAGCUGCCAGGAAGGAGAACGAAUAAGAGAACAGUCAGAGGGGAGCAAAGAAGAUUUCACCCAUCCAGACAGCGCGGCCUGCACCAACGACAGACUACACACAGGCAAUCCACCAGCUGUGCUCUGCUCACAGCCAAAGAGAGGCGCUCUGAGGAGACAGGCCCGCAUUGACCAGCGUAGCCAAGAGCAGCUUCAGGACCCCUGGGUUCGCCUCUCAGACAGCUCCCCUGAAGAGCUGCCCGACAUCCACCGCCAUCACUGCUGCCACCACGCUGCAGACAGGACGCAGCGUCAGAACGCCCACAGUGAGCCAGCCACCAUGAGUGACGAAGAGAACACCCCCGAGCUCAAUGGCACAGCCGCAGAGACCACUUCAGAUCCUCCAUCUGACAUGACUCCCGAAAUCACAUCUGAAACUUCUCUAGGAGCAAAGAAAGGGCCCCCAGUGGCGCCUAAGCCUACCUGGUUUCGCCAGAGUGUGAAGAAAAUUAGGGAUGAGCAGGGCCAGAAGAAGCAAGCUAAACCCACAGAGCAGAGGCCUGCUGUGGGCUUCAGAAGCUUCGGAGUCCGAUCUGCCUCAUCUGGAACCAACCUGUCAAUCAAACAAAAAAUCCAUUCAUUUGAGACCUUUUCCAGUUCAGACGGUCCAGAGAAGGAGGGCAACAGGAAGCCUGUGGCACCUUCCACCUCCCUUCCUCUGAUGGAGAAGGAGUCCAGGAGUCACCCUGCCUCACAUGGAGAUUAUGGGAAGGGCAAAGAUGAAAUCCCCAAAGAGAUCCAGGAAAACCAGUCUGCAUCUGUUAGGGAGACGGACACCUCCGCUAUCACCACCUCCACUUCUGAAGCUUGUCAAACAUCAACCAAAUCCUCUGAAGACGAAUCUCCCCCCAUCAAGUCCCCUACAGAUCUCCCACUUUCUGACACUGUCAGCACUGAUCUGAACUCAGGGAUACAGGAUUCAGCUCCAGUCCAUGAUGACAGGAAUGACUUACCAUCAAAGUCUGAGCUAGAAAGACUGGAUCUUAGCAGGUCCACAGAGUCCAAGGUCCUACCUCCUGCUAUGAGAUCCAGCCAAACUGAAGGGAGAAGUCUUCCGGAGGGGACGGAGGGGGACAGAGCAGAGAGCCCAGGAAAGCCGGCCAGCACGACUCUGAGUGCUGCCCCAUCCACAGAUAGUCAGCCCCUGAGAGGCCUGGAGGGAGAGAGUUUAGGGAGAAUCCUCGCCUUCAGUAACCAGGUUUCACAGGCGUUUAUGCGUUCUCUACCCACGCACCCCUGCCAUGGUAACCCUCACUCCUCAAACCUGCAGGACCCCCCUGCAGUGGAUGUUACGAACCCUCAGGAGUCUGAGGCGGAGGACAGAGGAUUCUCUGUCAGCUUGGCCACACUGAGGGAGUGUACCAUCGAGCGAGGGGAGGGGGGAUCUCACGACGACGCAGCCGUCACUUCUGCUAGUGUUCACUCUGUCAUCUCAGCCAUCCCUUCAGAGGAGAUACAGGAGAUGAUCCAGGAAGUCAAAGCUCUGGACGAAGAGACGCUGAAGCAACUGGUGGACAUCCAUGUUGUGAUUCUGCAUAAAGAGGAGGGAGCUGGUCUGGGCUUCAGCAUCGCUGGAGGGUCUGACCUGGAGAGCAAAGCUCCUAUAGUCCACAGAGUGUUUCCCAGCGGCCUGGCGGCUCAUGAGGGCACCAUUCAGAAAGGAGACGAGGUGUUGUCAAUUAAUGGACAAACACUGCGCGGUCUCACACACGCCGACGCCACUGAUGCUCUGCGUCAGGCCCGCAAUCUGAAGCUGGCUGUGGUGGUCGUCAGCAAAAAGGCAGAGGAGGAAGGAGAGGGAGGAGGUUGCAGGAGCGAAAAGCCCAUCCCUGACGUGGAGGAUCAGGGAACUCCAGUGAGCGUGGAGCUGGAGAAAGGAGCUGGAGGAGUUGGGUUUACUCUGGAGGGAGGGAAAGGCUCUAUCCAGGGAGACAGACCUUUAGUCAUCAACAGGAUCUUUAAAGGUGGAGCAGCGGAACAGAGCGGUCUUCAGCAUGGAGAUCAGCUGCUUCAGGUCCAGGGAGUCAGUCUGCAGGACAUGACCCGUUUUGAGGCCUGGAACAUGAUCAAGGCUUUACCGGAAGGAUCCAUCGCAGUGGUCUACAGUAGGAGGCAGGGGGCGGUAGAGUGACACACAGCUGCUGGGAGCUGCGUACCAACGAAGAGGCCAAAGAAAAGAAACAAUAACACUCCAGGUACACUGAUGCCGGCCUUUCAUUAACAGUCUCAUAGAAAUCAGGUAUCAGCUAUGUCAUGGUGGUCCGCCUUAGACAUGGUGGUUCAGAGGACAACUUCCAAAUGCAUUCCUAUUAUUUUUAUUUCACCUUUCUGACCAGAUAUUAAAGUUUAUUAAAAGGGUCAGUUCACCCAAAAGCCACAUUUUCUCACUUACCUAGACUGGUACUGGUGUCCCACUUACUGUGAAUCAUCUGCAGACCUCACCUUCAUUAGAUAACAGUCCCAGUGUUAGUUUGACAGAGGUCUGUGGACUGUCCUACUGCUGUUGUGUUUGUUGUUGUUGUUGUUGUUUAAUACAGAGCCCGGCCGGUGUCCUGGGGAAAAACAUCUGUAGGGCUGUAAUGUUACACCAUGAUCAACACAAGCAGUUCUCAUAAACUAGGGAUGCACCGAUUGUGAAAUCCUGGGCCAAUACUCGAUGGAGACACCGCUGUCUUUCUGUUGUUAUUUAUUCACCCUGUUUGCCAGGAAAACAAAGAUAUCUACAGAAUUGGCAUUUCUGCCUGGUUGCAGCUUAGUCCAGGGUUCCCACUCUUUUUAAGAAAUCAUUUUCCAGGAGUUUUUCUUUACAGUUCAGGAGAGCAGUUACCUAGUUACCGGUAGACCUAGCAUUGACUUUAACUCCUGUUUUAUGCCUCCUUUUUUAAUGAUGAAGAGCCUCAGGCCAAAAAGGUUGCUGCAAGUCCGUUCAACUCCGUGUCUGCUGUGAACAGCUAGACUGACUGACAUGGUCAAAAAGAAAAGAGCGUUUAAAACGUUUUUUCUGCUCUACUUCACAUCUGGUUAACCCACUUGUGUCACACCAAGCAGCUACUAAUUGCUUACGUAGGCAAUCUGAGGAAGGGACUAAAAUACAAUUAAUAUUUUUCAGGAUAUUUGGUCGUUUUAAUCCAUUUCCAAGGCAUUUCCAUGACUCGAGGUCUCGUCUCUACAUGUCCAGACUUUCCAGGAUGCGUGGGAGCCCUGUCGCUUUUUCUCUACUCAUCCAAGCUGUGAGAGUCAGAGCUAAACAGCUGCUCACUGUCUAUGCUGCUGCCGGGAGCACAGCGGUAUGUGUGCAAAUUGUGCCAGGGCUGGAAAAGGUGAUGAUUUCAUCAUCCAUCACAACAUUUAGCCAAUGCAAAAUUGAUGCGACACAACAAAUGAACAACUGCCACUGAUAUCGCUGAAUGCCAUCUUAUUUGCUGAUAGGCUAAGGUCAGUCAACAAGGCGAAUAUUGGCCCAUACAAUGUCAACUGAUAUGUGGGUGCAUCCCUAUUUAAAAACACAUUUUAAACCAGACUGAAAAAUUUGAAAAAAUGUUUUCAUUCAGGCCCGGUGGAUUCUUACAAAUGCCAUUAGGAGCACUAGGAGGAGCCAGAGCAACCUAAUCGUUUCACAGA